This is a messenger RNA of Arachis ipaensis, 3151 nucleotides long. RefSeq lists its product as uncharacterized. Lineage: Eukaryota; Viridiplantae; Streptophyta; Magnoliopsida; Fabales; Fabaceae. The record is from RefSeq and is a predicted model, not a curated record.
UUCUCUUUAUCUCACCCAAAAAAAAAAAGCAAAUAAUAGACCUACCUACAAAGUACAAACCAUCCCAAAAUCUCAAAAACACAAAGUCUGACAAACUAAUAAUAGGGUAUUCGUUCAAAGUUCAACCAACAUAUAUGCAAAUAACUGUCCGCCAGCAUUUCCUCUAAUUUUAGGCAAAAGAUGCACAAGUUACAACAAUAAUCAAAGUAAAAAACAAACAAAUUAGAAACGAAGCUUGUUUCUUUCCUCUCUAAUUUCUCUCUCUUAGCUCAUACCCCGUGAUGCAUACUAAAUAUAACCAUAGUAAACAAGAAUGAGUUACACCCAGCUCUAAAUUUAACCCUUAACCCCUAUAUGAUGUUGUGGAAGAAACAUCAAUUCUCCAUUACUCUAUAUACUCUAAUACCUUCGUUCUCUCUGAUUCAAGCCAUUCAGAGUUUUAAGAAAUCUUUUAUACUGAAGAGAUUGAAAUAAAUACAUCUAUACUUUCAAUAUUAUUAUUGCAAUGGAUUACCUCUCUUUCUUAUAGGGACAAAUUAAUAUAGCCUUUUGAUCCUUGCUUCAUCUUUGUUUGAAGGUUUAAAUAAGGAUCAAAGGGGUAAGGCUAAGACAAAAAGAUGGCAUCAUCGCAAGUUCAAUUUGCUGCUCCUUUUCAAUUUGGUUGUGUUUCUCCUGGUGCUGCAUGCCAUGAGCACAUCAAGAACUUUGAACAGGACAAUCUUGAUGAUUCUUGGGUCUCAAGAGUUUCUAGGAACAACCUUGGAACUCUUGGUUUCUUAAAAAAGAAUCAUGUUUCAGUCAAUGAAAAAGAAGAUUCUUCGCUGUCUGCGCUGAUGAGCCCAAGGCACUCAGCAACAGUUAAGGACCAUCAUCAUAAUAAUCAUCAUAAUGAUAAUCAUAAGGAGAAUCCUCUAAGGUGUUCAAGUUUUGUUUUGAGGUCCUCCAAAUCUUGUGCUCCUAAUGAUGACUCUUCAUCUGUAGCUGAUAUCUCGCACCUCGCGGCUUCUUCUCUUGUUCGGAUAUGGGAGAAAAGGCUCCACCAUUACAACAAUGAGGCUCAGGCUCAGGUUCAGGCUCAGGCUCAGGCUCAGGCUCCAGUAUCUCCGGUCCCAGGUAGCCCGCGCAUUAGGGGACGCCGCGCAUUCAGUGAUUUGUUGUUGCAGUUUGAGAAUGAUCGCUAUAGAGAGCUUAAGGACCUUGCAUUGAGGGCUCCAGUUUCCAAGUUCACACAAAGAGGUCGCAUUCAGUCAGUGCUGAAACUAAGAUUGUUACAACGCGGAGUAGCAGAAGCUUUUGAUCAAUCAGCAAUAUCUAAGAUGAACAAGAACAACCAACCACAAGGAUAUGCAAUUAAGGAGAUAAGGGAAAGAUUUGGCACAGGAAUUAAGCAUAAAUCUCCAGCCCCAACAAGAGUUUCAGAUCCAGGAAUGAAUCAUAGAAAUGUAUCAACUAACAUGACAGAACCUAAACAGAACGCAAUCUUGCAGGCUAGUUCCAAUAACAAGGAAUUAGAUCAUUCAAGUUCAUAUCUCACAUUCCAAGGACAGAGCUUGGAUUCUCAAAAUGAUGAUGAUGAAGUUACAAAAGAAAUUACUAUCACGCCUUCACCAAUGGUUGAUUCAAAUGCAAAUAAAUCUGAUCAUAACGUAGAGACAAGUGAACAGAAAUAUUCCCCUACUGCUAAUACUAAUACUACUGAAGCUUGUCACAAUCAUACAUCAGAAAAGGAGAAUGGAAUUAACCAGCAGCAGUAUACCGAAAACUGUUACGAUGAAAUCGAAGAGGAAGAGGAAGAGAUCGAUGACCAAACCUAUGAUGAAGAUAGUAGUUAUGAUUGGAUCAGUCCUAUUUCUCGACCUAGAAGCUACUGGGAAGAACGUCGUCAAGAAUGGUAUAGGGAGAUGCUUGGCUAUGGUUCGGACAAUGACGAAAUCCGCAAUCUCCUUCAAAGAAAAACAGUUUCCACUUUCCUUUCUACCGCCGAGUUCCGCGAGAAGAUAGAUAGAUUAAUGAUGUCUCGAACUGGAUCGAUAUCACGAACACUUCAGGGUGACGACGGUGACGACGAUGACUAUGAAGAGAGAAGGCACCGUCGAUUAAUGGAGUUUUUCAAACAGCGCCUGAAUUCGAGUGGCAGUCCUCAAGAAAGUGGCAGAGACGAGGAAGCGAGAGGUAAUGAAGAAGAGAAGAGGAUAAAUAAUCAUCAAGAAGGAAAGGGAACGAGUAUCAUUAACAAUGAUUCGGAUCAUGAAUCGAGUGAUUGUUCAAGUAACUCUUCGCCAACGCUUCAUACACCUUCCCCUGUGAGUUCAUGGAGUUACAAAGACGGUGAAUUAACCGGCGAUGAGUAUGAUAGGGUUACAUAUAUAUCAUCACAACCUCAACCACCGCCUCCUCAAUCGGAGUGUUCUUGUCAGCAUAGGCGCCAAUUCUCUUCAUCCUCCUCAACUCCAUCUUCAAUUGAAAUGGAUUUCUUGUAUGAUAUGAGAGGGCAAAUGGGUCAACUCUUUCGCGAAAUAUCUGAGCUGAGGAACUCCAUUAACAGUUGCAUCACUAUGCAGAUGCAGAUGCAGAUGCAGAUGCAAAUGCAACAAUUCAAGAACCAGGAUGUUUACUCUGCUAAGAAAGAAGAAGAGCAGAAACUCAACGAUAAUACCUCAAAGAAAGGCAAAUGUCGCAUUUGCAAUGAGAGGAAAGUUGAGGCAGUUUUUUACAGAUGUGGACACAUGUGUGCUUGUCUCAAGUGUGCAAAUGAGUUGCAAUGGAAAGGAGAAAAUUGUCCUAUUUGUAUGAGCCCAGUCUUUGAUGUUGUGCGAGUAUAUGACGAGUGAUGUGACAAAUUCAGGAAUUAGAAGAGUCUACAUUAAUAUAUACGAUGGGUAGAGUCUAGCACACACUAGAUGACGACUAAGAAUAACUAACUAUAUACUAGAUGUUAUAGGAGUAAAUCUUCAACUACAAGUUGUGAUUUCUCCAUUACACAUAUACGUAAUGUAUAUGAUUUUUUCCAGGGAGAAACUCAUUUGACACCACAUUGGUGUAACUUGAAAGUUUGAAGUCUAGCCUUUUUGGUUUCUUGGUUUCUUCUAUGUCUAUGUGUUCUCUACCUACCUUAACAAAGGGUUAUUAAACAUGAAUUUCAUUAAUUUUA